Molecule: messenger RNA, 726 nt
Organism: Diversispora eburnea
Lineage: Eukaryota; Fungi; Glomeromycota; Glomeromycetes; Diversisporales; Diversisporaceae
Source: the annotation of a GenBank genome assembly
AUGUCUCGAGAAAAAGAAAUGGUGCAUUGUACAGCUGGUCAUUCUUCCAAUAAUAUUAUAGUGAGCAUUAAAAUCGAUAGUAGAUAUUAUAUCAAACACAUAGCAGAUGGUAGGUAUGGGUCUAUAUAUUCAGCUAUAUUAAAAAAUGGCUUGAAAUGGUAUUGGAAUUUUAAUAAACACAAUUGGGAAUAUUCUUACGUAGAUAUUAAAUUUGCUUUGAAAGAAAUAAAUAAUUCUAGACAUGAUUUAUCUGGAUUUCUUAAAGAGUCGAAGUAUUCAUACUCUCAUGGAUUGCAUAAUUCAUCAGAAGAUAUAAAAUCUGGAAAAUCUCAGGAAUCUCAAGAAUGCAUUGAUUGGGAAGAAAAAAUUCAAAAUCAUGCCAAAAAACGAUCAUUCUCAACUUUAGAUUGUGAUUCCCAAGAAUCUUAUGAAUGCAUUAAUUUGGAACAAUAUUAUAAGGUUGGAACUGAUUCUACAUAUGGCAAAGAUUGGAUGGAUGUCACUGACUGGAUGCAGCAUAAUUUGGUUAAUGAAUUUGAUUAUUCAGAUGAGACUGUACAAAUAUUUUUAAUGUCUUUUUUGGAUGAUCCUGAAUUUCGAACAACACAAUUAUAUGUUUGUAAUAACAUUGCUCAUCUUGAGGAUCUCACAGAAGGAAUGUCGGCAUCCGAUUGUCCAAUAAUUCUCCUAGAAUCAUCUCAAGAUAAUAACUCAAUUUCCUUGUGA